Messenger RNA from Botrytis sinoallii, 1653 nucleotides. RefSeq lists its product as uncharacterized. The transcript is spliced from 8 exons. Lineage: Eukaryota; Fungi; Ascomycota; Leotiomycetes; Helotiales; Sclerotiniaceae. Gene Ontology annotation, biological process: transmembrane transport. The record is from RefSeq and is a predicted model, not a curated record. Gene Ontology annotation, molecular function: transmembrane transporter activity. The coding region runs from base 1 to 1653 and encodes 550 amino acids.
AUGCCAUCAUCUCCAUCUCCAUCUCCUCAUACCUCAGAAGGUGCUACGAUCGAAAACUUGGGCCGGAAUUCUCUGUUAGAAGGCGACAACUUGGAAACAUCCGACACCACAAGCCCCUAUCUCCAGGGUUGGAGACUGGCUGUUGUGAUCACUUCACUCACUCUUGGUAUCUUUCUCAUUGCUCUCGAUACAACCAUUAUUGGCGUCGCUAUCCCAAAGAUCACGUCGGAUUUUCGAAAUCUAGAUGAUAUCGCUUGGUUUGGAAGUGCCUACCUAUUGACGGUGACAGCAUUCCAGCCAUCCUUUGGUACUCUAUACAAAUUCUUCAAUGCGAAAUAUGUCUACUUGAUCUCCAUCCUCAUAUUUGAAGUCGGAUCCAUCCUUUGUGCUGCCGCACUCAACUCUUCCAUGUUCAUACUCGGCCGUGCGAUCUCAGGGCUAGGAGCUGCAGGUCUCUAUCAAGGAGCUCUAGGUAUAGUAGGGUAUACUGUUGUCCUAGAGAAACGGCCACUGUACUUUGGGAUCGUCGUCAGUUCCUUUGCAAUCAGCGGGUGCAUUGGGCCUAUAAUAGGUGGCGUGCUAACUGACCACGUAUCUUGGCGAUGGUGCUUCUGGAUAAACGUCCCUAUCGGUGCGGUCGUUCUGGUGGUUGUAACAAUCUUCCUAAAUCUCAAAAGCUCGAACAUUGAGAAUGCUGCAUUGCCACUUAAAUCAAAAAUGAAGUACGUUGACGGGGCGGGGACUCUUACAUUCAUAGGAGCAAUAACAUCCUUGCUGCUAGCUCUUCAAUGGGGUGGUCAAAGUCUGCCUUGGAGCUCGCCAAAAAUCAUUGGUUUACUUGUUGCGUUUGGCGGCUUAGCUUUCAUUUUCGCUAUUAUACAAUGGAAGCGUGGAGAAUGUGCUAUAAUCCCAUUACGGGUUGUUUGUCAGCGAUCCGUUUCCAUGGUUAUAUGUUUGUUAUUUUUCGUUGGGCUAACGAUAACUGUUCUUUCGUAUUAUAUUCCAAUAUAUUUCCAGGCAGUUCGAGGGCUAUCUGCAACUGCGAGUGGCAUUCGGUUUAUUUCAAUGAUCGUACCUCAGACAGUAUGUCUGAUCGUAGUUGGAGCAUUCGCCUCUAUAUGGGGAUAUUAUGCCCCCUAUAUUAUAGCUGGAACGACAAUUUGUACUGUCGGCUGCGGGCUUUUGACAACGAUUGGACUUGGAACGACUACAGUACAAUGGGCAGCUUUCAUAGCCAUCAUAGGAAUUGGAUUUGGGGGAGCAUUGCAGUUACCUUAUACAGCCCUUCAAUUGGUUUUAAGCGAGAAUGACCUCCCAACAGGAAAUGCAAUUGCCGUGUUUUCUUCGCAAUUAGGAGGUGCUGUAGGGCUUGCUAUAGGGCAGGUAUUACUACUUACAAAUCUUCAAACAAAUAUUCCUCGCCUUGCACCAUCAAUAUCCCCUGAUGCUGUCAUACAAGCUGGCGCUUCGAAUCUCAAUCUUCUCACGGCAGAUCCCGAAGUGUUGAUUUCAAUACGUGGUGCAUGGUCAAGUGCUGUACAUGCGGUGUUUGUGCUCGCUCUAGUAGCUUCAGCCCUCUCCGUUCCCUUUUCCUUUGGAAUUGAACAUCUGAAUGUGCAUGUUGUUGCAAAGAAGAGGAAAGAAGCCCAGUAG